UUCGCUUUUUAGUUUUUUGCCCAUGCUAGAUUAUAAGUGCUUUUAUAGCUCAAACGAUUGGAGUGUACUUGAAAGUCUGUGUGUGUGGAGACUGAAGCAUCGGUAUCCCUCAGUAAUUGGUGCGCGGAGGUCAAGUGGCAUUCGUUAGGUGCAAAUUACUUAAAGCCGACUCCGGCGUAAUUGACCCAGACUGUAUAAUGUUACGUAAUUACGAUGAAACGAAAUGAAAGGAGGUAAGAUCUCGCGGAAAACUUCAAAAAUAACUUUGAAGUCUUGUCCUCCUUAAUUAAGUAUAUAGAAAAACGGGCCUAUGAAUAUUUUGAGUUAACUUAAAGAUCUAUUUUUUACUUAAGUAUAUUAAUUUGUAAAAUAUUUUAUUAUUUUUAAUUUUGACAACCGGGUUGAACAUAGAUGAAUGGCUCAUUACUCGUACGUACUAAACGACACAUUACCUCAGUACUAAGUAAGAUGACUCAACAUAAACUUACUAUUUAAACGGAAUGACUAUCAAAUUUUAUUACAUACGUAUGAUACGACAUAUCGUGACAAUACAUAAAACGAAUAGAGAUCGAAAAAUGCGGCGUAGUGAAACUGACACUGCCCUUUGGGAUAGAAGGUGUGUGCAAACAAAACAUUUACGAUGGGUUCCUUGUGUGUCAAGCUGCUAAAGCAAACACUCGUCAAUCUAAAGAGAAGAUGACGCGUGGCGUGCGUCGAGGGUGCGUGCGACUCCGCGCAGCUGUCAUAGGCAUCGAUGAUGAAGACGACUCCACCUUCACCAUCACCGUAGAUCAUAAGACCUUUCACUUCCAGGCUCGCGACGGGUCUGAACGCGAGCGCUGGGUCCGUGCCCUGGAGGACACGAUAUCGCGUCACGGGCGCCGCGAGCGCUGGUCGCGCUGCAUGCCGGCCCCGAGACACCGACACGGGGACCUCGAGCGCAGAAUAGCUGAGGCCGAUGCAUAUCUCCAGAUCAUGAUCGAGCUGGUUUCUAAAAUGAAUACGCGAGUAUCGGAGCUGGCUGAUCCUCACGAAAAGACUAAAGGACAAGUUAUCUUAGACCAUUCCAAUGCCAUGUUGGACAACAUAAAACAUUCCAUUGUGCUGCUACAAAUAGCUAAGAAUACAGUUAAUCCAGUAAACGGAGUAUAUCAGGGACCUACAAAUCCUUCACAAACACAUAUCAAACAAGACGCGGAGCUGUCCCCGCGCGUGGAGCUGGGCGCGGAGUGCCGCGAGCUGGCCGCGCCCGCGCUGGCGCUGCCGCCGCUGCAGCCGCUCGAGCAUCUGGAUGCGCCCACGAUGUCCCUGUUGGUGCCGGACACGUCGUACUCGUCUUCGGAGGGCGAGGACGACUUCUACGACGCGGACGACGAGCCCGCCGACAUGCCGAUGCCGGGGCCCAGCGCUAGCCGCACGUGCCCGACGGAGGGCGCGCCCGAGCAGGACUCGGCGCAGCCCGCCGUCGACCUGCCCCGCACACGCGACGGCGAGAUAGACUACGACGGUGAGUCCAAUCAAAUCACACCCCAGUCAGCAUGCAACGGCCCUCCCGACACAAACCUCGCCAGUUUCGACGCUUUAUACGAGGAUGAGUCGGACAGCGACCUCGGGUCCAUGGAGAACCAUGGCUCCGUGGUCACGCACCUCCUGUCGCAAGUCAAGAUUGGGAUGGAUCUCACUAAGGUUGUAUUGCCAACAUUUAUCUUAGAAAGGCGAUCGCUACUAGAGAUGUAUGCAGACUCCUUCGCUCAUCCGGAUCAAUUUGUUAAGAUAGUAGACCAACCGACACCUCGGGACCGUAUGGUGCAAGUGGUCCGCUGGUACCUGAGCUCGUACCACGCGGGCCGCAAGUCGCAGGUCGCCAAGAAACCGUACAACCCAAUCCUGGGAGAGGUGUUCCGCUGUCACUGGGACCUCGACGGAGCGACCGAGACCACUUCUAAUGAUAAGCAAGAAGUAGGCGACGGUCCAGUGCCCUGGUGCACCCCGGACCAGCUCUCCUUCGUAGCGGAGCAGGUCUCCCACCACCCCCCCAUCUCCGCAUUCUACGCGGAACACGUCAACAAGCGCAUACAGUUUGAGGCCUGGGUCUGGACCAAGAGCAAGUUCCUUGGACUGUCCAUCGGAGUACAUAAUAUAGGGAAAGGAACCGUCACGCUGUUGGACACCGGUGAAGAAUAUACGCUUACAUUCCCUAAUGGUUAUGGCAGAUCGAUCCUCACGGUCCCCUGGAUAGAGCUCGGCGGGUCUGUGGUCAUCGAGUGCGUUCAAACGGGCCACAAGGCGAAUGUCGAGUUCCUUACGAAGCCGUUCUACGGCGGCAAGAAACAUCGCGUCACCUGCGAAGUGUUCGCGAGCAGCGACAAGAAACCGUACUAUACUGCGCAGGGAGAAUGGAACUCUAGGAUGGAUGGCAGAUGGACGGAUUCCGGGCGCUCGGAGGUCCUGUUCGAGGUGUCGAGCAUGAAGCCGCGGCGCAAGCGCGUGGCGCCGGUGUCGCGGCAGGCGGCGCACGAGUCGCGGCGCGUGUGGCGCCACGUCACGUGCGCGCUGCGCGCCGCCGACUGCGACGCCGCCACCGCCGCCAAGCGCGCCGUCGAGCAGGCGCAGCGCGACCAGGUCAAGCUGCGCGAGGCCGCCGGCGAGCGGUGGAACACGCUGCUGUUCAGUCCCAAAGGCGAGGAUGGUUGGGAGUUCACGAUGCCCCUCAGGAAACGUCUCAGCACAAGCAAGACAACGCCCCAACAUAAAAACGGAGAAACCGCCGAAAACUCUAGAUAAUCUUCUCAACAAACAACCUUGGACUAUUGAAUUAAGGUAGAAAUUCCUUCGUCACAGCAAAACGGACCUUGUAGGGUAGGACAACGUUCACACAGUGACGCACUCUACUGACGUCACUGCACUUCGGGGGUGUUCGGGUAUUUUCGUCAAUAUGAGACAGAUUGUAGUGUUGUCCUUUUCUAAGAAACGAUUAGUUACGAACAUUGCCGAAGAGUGGCGUCGUUUUAUGUUUAGAAAUGAGAAUGCUGGACCGAUAAGUCUCUUUUGCCAUAAUUUUUACGGUUUCGAUGUUGUGCAUACUUUUGGAUCAUGAUUUUUACACCAUACGCCAUACGUAGAUGGAUUAUUUAAAUACUUACAUAGUAUAAAUAACUGCGUAUUUGGCAGCACUUGUGCGUAUUUACGCAUCCAUUUUAAUUAUUUUGAUACGAUGUCAUACAAUCGUAGAUGGAUUUUUGGUAAUAUCGUAUGGUAUAAAAUCAGAUUUGGAUUGGAAGUAUACAAUCACAUAGUAAAUUAAUUUCUAUAUUUUUAUGCGAAGUUUUAGAUUUUUAUUGACACUUAAAACACAUUCACGCUAGGUAUGUAAAAUAUGUAAAAAAAAAACGUAAUAUAGAUUUAUUUGUGUAUUUAAUUUUGAACUUUUGUGUACUUGUAUACGGCAAGGGUUAUUAAGGGUGUAAGUCAAAAAUAUGCAAAACUAACGUGAAUGGGAGAAAAUACUCAACAUAUUGUUAUGUAAUCAAGACUAUGUGGUUGUAUCUUUGGAAUGUGUCGACUAAAUUGGUGGAAAUAUUCUUUAGUAACGACUAGAUUCUGAACACCCUAUAUAUUAGCGGUUCGCAAUUUCCUCGAUACAUUUUUACAACAAAUGUGUGCACAUCACUAUUUUUAUUAAGUUUUAUUUUAUAAUGCAUACUUCUUUGUAAAUUCUCAAUCUUAUGGCCUAUGAUAGAUGAUUCAGCAAUAAAUACUUGUAAAUAGUGUUAUUAUUGAAAUUGCAACGCUUUAUCAUUCUGUUCGUUUAGAACACGCGUACGCACCAUACGAGCCAGAUAUGGACUUAGAAAUUAAUUAAAUAAGUAUGUUUAAAGGAUCCUUUACAUCGGUCAAGUAACUGACUGACAUCAAGAAAAGUAUAAAUCGAUCGCAUCAUUACUGACUUAAAAUACAUUCUAACGAAUUGUUUAGAGUCAAGUUUCCUUCGAGUUACUGGCGCCAGUUACUUGCCCAAUGUAAACCAGCCUAAAAGUCAAUGAACGGCGUUAGGAUAAAAGUUGCGAAUUUAACGAGUAUUAUGAAAAGGAAAUGUUAUUAUAGUGGAUAGUUGGUUUUAGUCGGCAGCUGUAGCGUUGUGAGAUAAGGUUAUAGGAAAUUGUAAAAUAUGCAAAAUUUCAUAAUUUUCUUCAGACACCAUUGAUUUUUGCAAACAUUACAAAUAACACAAGUGUUUUAUGAUACAAUGUUACAAUAUAACAUAAGUUAUUCGCAAUUAAGGGGAUUUUUCAAAUAUAAAAACGUAGGUGAAAUGUUUUGUAAAGCAUUCUGAGUGAAUUGAUGCAGUGAGCAAUGAAUUACUGGCUUUCUUGUACAAGAAUAAGCUAUUACAUAACGUUAUCGACAGACAUCCUUUAAUAAGACCUUGCUAGUACUAUUACUGAUCUAAACGGUUCUAGGAACGGUCCCGUUUACACUUGAUUACAACAUUAAUUGAUUGGCAUAUAGAGUGCGUAAACUUGUCGCUAUUUCUAAUGUGCUCAUUGUCUGUCGAUAAUUACAACACGCCUUUUCCCAUUAAUAUUGCAAAGUAAAACGUACCCAAAAGGGUAUGAGAUCCCAGCCUGCAACAUAUUUAUUACCUAAACAUAUAAACAAACAUAUUAUUAUAAAUUCAGGAAUUUCUCUGUGUAGAAUUUGCAAGGAAAGAUUUUCAUCGUUUACGACAAUGAUUGUUAAAUAAUACUGUCAAAAAUAUCUAGAGAAAACUAUAUUCUAAUAAUGUCCAGUUAGAUUCUACAUUUUGUAUGCUACUGUAGUACGUAUUUAGAGCAAUAUCAUUCUAUAUUUAAUAGUAAUAUCCUGAGGUUUGUAUCAAUAUAAUGACGCGGUUAGACACAAUGUUUUGUCAUAUCAAUAUAUCAGUUGUAAGGGAGUAUUGAAACAUGUAUGUGUUAUCGUGCUCAUUAAUAUCGAAUUGUAUUUCUAAAUGUGAGGAAACUACAUCCUAGCUAAAGUUUUAUACAACGUAAUUAUUUAUUUAAUAACUGUUUAGGUCAUGCGUUUUUUUCGGGAUCGCCACUGGUUUCGGACCCCGCCGGAGUUCUUAGUCAUGAGCUGACGCAGCGAGUAAACGAGAGAACUGGUUGAGUAAAACGUUAUCAAAUAAAUAAUUAUGAAUCCGCCUCACAAAAGCUGUCAACGUUUUUUGACACACAGUUCUCAAUACUACCAUUAUUAUGCAUGAAAAUAAAUAACUUUCUCCAAGAAAGCAGCAAUACAAUCCAUAUUUAACCACGCAGCUGCAUUCAUAAUAUAAUGUCCGACCUCAGUACAAAAAACGUUGAAUAAAACCUUUUCUAUCAAGUCUAUAAAAACGGCCGUAGUGACAACUUGGUCUAUCCAGUGUUGCGCUUUAAAAAUGAAGUUUUUCAGAGUCGGGAAGGUGUAUCAACUUCAAGUAGUUUAUCUGUCGUCGCCUCAUAAAGGAUAUUACUAUACGUUUAAUUAACAUCAUGUCACACAGUCACACCUGUCCAUCAGUUUCCAUGUCCACGGGACUCUAAACUUCACUUUACAAUUAGUCAGUAGGUGCUUACAUUUCUAAGUCCAUUACAGUAGGUCGGUUCAAUUCUAAUAAUUAGCGAAAAGACUGACAAUGUGAACGAAAUCAAACGGAAUCGACGGUCACUUGCAAAAA
Messenger RNA from Trichoplusia ni (cabbage looper), 5701 nucleotides. Its product is annotated as oxysterol-binding protein-related protein 9. The record is from RefSeq and is a predicted model, not a curated record. Gene Ontology annotation, molecular function: sterol binding. Gene Ontology annotation, cellular component: cytosol; intracellular membrane-bounded organelle; membrane. The transcript is spliced from 16 exons. Bases 697 to 2784 code for a protein of 695 amino acids. Lineage: Eukaryota; Metazoa; Arthropoda; Insecta; Lepidoptera; Noctuidae.